This is a messenger RNA of Daktulosphaira vitifoliae (grape phylloxera), 2029 nucleotides long. RefSeq lists its product as uncharacterized. NCBI's taxonomy places the organism in Eukaryota, Metazoa, Arthropoda, Insecta, Hemiptera, Phylloxeridae. The record is from RefSeq and is a predicted model, not a curated record. The transcript is spliced from 3 exons. The coding region runs from base 325 to 1794 and encodes 489 amino acids.
AUUAUCAUUUUUAUUUCAAAUCUUCUUGGCCGUUAAUAUCUCAUUACUCCCUCCUACCCACAACAUCUAUACUGGAUUAGUCUACAGAGAAAUAAAAUACUACUAUUUUGUUUAACUUUCACACAAAACAAACUAACCAAUUUAAUGAAUGAAACAUUUUGAAAAACCAGCACUGACAAAGCAAAUACUAGGUAUAUUUUGAAUUAUUUUAAACAUAAUGAAAAAUACUUGCUAAAAUUAGAAGAGGAAAAAUCAAAUAUUUUGAUUAGUGAUUUACAAAUAUAUGGACGAGCAAUACAAUCUCAUGGUGAAAUUGUAAUUGCAAUGUUAGAAGCUUUAAGAUCAGAAGAUUGGAGGGAUUAUCCAUCAUCUCUUAUGAAUGUAAAUUUAUACUUGAAUAACGUUUCAGGAUCUGUAGAAAUGAGUUUUAAAAAUAAAAAUGGUAAAUUUGAUGAUUCGAAUAGAAUAUUAAAUUUACUAGAAGGAUUUUUAAUGAUACAUAAAGCUAUAGUAAAACGCUUGGAAUGUUUUAUCCUCAGCACAUGUUCUGGUACAUCUUUUGAGGAAGUAUUUACGAAUUGCCCGGAUUUCAAUAAGAAAAAAGAUUAUAGAAUUAAAUUUCUCCCUGAUAUUGUAGAAAAACUAAAAAACAGGUUUUCUAUUACUGACUUGCAACUCAAAGAUUACAGAUUAAAAUUAAAACACAGUGAAGUAUUUAGAAUAUUGAAAUUAGCAAUGAAAAAUGAUUCUCGAUGGGAUUUCCAUCCCAAAAAAUUGUUAUACUACGAUUUAAUGAUGGGGCAGCAAAUAUUUGGUGAACGAAAUCUCUUGUCUAGUGCACAAUAUAGAAAAAUACCAGAAGUAAAAGAUUGUCACGUCGUUAAUGUUAUAGACUAUUUUAAAUUUGCACAACUUACAUAUAAGUGUCCCGAUGAUUCUUAUGUAACACUUUUUGACGUGUUUCGUUACAUGAAAUACAAUUUUAAUGCAAAACAAUUACAAGGAUAUCAAGAGCUAGUGCUAGCUUCAACUAUUCGGCCAAUUUUAUUAGUUGUCCGUAUGUAUAUUUCAUUUUUAAAAACAUUUGAUGAUUUUUGCAAAUCUUCGUGGUAUGAUAAAAGUAAAAAUAAUCUAGAUCAAAUCCGUAUUAGCCUCACAGAAAUUGGUACAGCAAUAAUUAAACAAAUUAAAUAUUUCAAUAAACAAUUUAUAAUUCAAAAACUACCGAAAACUUAUUUAAAUAAUAUUUGUAAUGAUAUUCGUAAUAUUAUUGGUAAAGAUAUAUCUCAGUCUUAUCGUACAUUGGACUGCAUAAUGUUAUCUACGAAGACCUUUUUUUAUAAUAAUAAACUAAAUAAUUAUUGUGGUAUAAUAAUGGAUUAUAAAACUACUCAUUUUAAUAAUAUUGUUCAACUCUAUAACAUGUUUUCCCAACGUGUUAGUGAAAUGUCAACAUACCUAAUCGAACUGGACAAAUACAAAGAGUCUCUUCAUGUAGUGAAUAAAACACGAAACAUAUCUUCCUUUUAUUUUUCAAGGAGCAGUUAUGAAAUUUUCAAACCCUAUUUAACUAUGAUAAAUCGGUUAUGCAGCCCGAAUAUAUACAAUGAAAUAUAUAACAUGGAGACUACUGAAUCUAUUAAUGAUGAAACAUCUAGAAUUAAUACGGUAAAUCAAGAUACUGUCGAUAACGAAAAACAAACAGAUAUCCAAAAUAAUGAAGACUUAUCAGAACUUAAUAUUCCACAGCCAAAAUAUAUGAUCGAUUACAUUUUAUUUAUACAAUAUUCAUAAUAUUUCGUAAGUGGUUGUAAUUUUGUUGAUAUUAUUUUAUUAAUCAAUUAUACAUAUAUAUAUAUAUGUGUGUGUAUGUGUGUGCGUGUGUUAUUAUAAAAUUCAAUGUUACUUUUAGCUCAAAUAAACUAAGUUACCUAAACAUUAAGCGUUGUAAUUAGAAUUUUAAAAAAAACGAUAGCAUAGUGGAGUCACGGUAUAAAUAUAUUUUAUAAACCAGGACAGUGAGGAUGUG